Linum trigynum is the source of this 949-nucleotide messenger RNA. The record is from the annotation of a GenBank genome assembly. Lineage: Eukaryota; Viridiplantae; Streptophyta; Magnoliopsida; Malpighiales; Linaceae.
AACAGUGGGCGACAAGACAAUGGCGAUUGGAGGGAGUAAUUUCGUGCCCUCAAUUCCAUAUAUUCAAUAUUGUGCAUUUGAGGGGAACACCACUAAAGGAAAGGAAAGGGAAUCGGGGAAUCAACAUAAUGGGCUCUUGGCCAAGAAUGGAAAGAGCACAUUGAAAAACAAAGAUCUGGAAAAUUCCUUACCGAUGGUGGCGCUUCAGAGUCCGCCGCGACAACAAUGUCCCUCUGUCCAGGAAAGGAAAGAAAAGGGAGGCAAACCUAAUGGGGAAGGAAGAAGAUACAGCAAAGAGGUUGUGAGGGGGGAGGACCCUCCCGUUGAAAAAAGCUUACUGGGCCCUGGCCCAUCUCAGGGGACGGCUGUUAAAAAGGGGACAAAGCCCACCGUUGAGGCCCCAGCUUCUCCAUCGUCCAGUCUUCAAGCGGCCUCAUCGUCCUCGCCAACGAGUGGCCCGGUUGGUGGUACUCUAGAUGGGCCAAGUGCUUCUGCUAGCCCAUCAGUUAUAUCUUUCAGACCCCCCUCAACGACAGUUACCAUGGGCCCGAACGGAACCAAAAUGCAAGUGGUCCAGGUUCCUCCCCAGAGCGAAGGGUCUGUGCGCCGAAAAGAUCUCUCCUCCCCGUCGGCGGCAAGCAGAACGAAGGGGAAGAAGAACUCCAAGGAUCGGACUAAAAAAGGAUCGCCGGCGAAGCUGAAUCCCAGCCGCCCUCUCCAGAUAUGGUCCCCGAUGAAGGACAAGAGAAUAAAAUCGAAGACGAGGAUGGCGGCUCUCACGCUCCAGGAGAUUAAUGCGUGGAUAGAAGCAGCUCACUCGACCAUGAAACGCACGACAACUGAAGGAGGGAAUGAUGUUCCAGUCUCGGCUUCGGGACACAGGGUUUCGCUGGGUGAUCCGCAAUCUCCAGCGGUCUAAUUGGAGCAGUCGCCUUCCUCUGUUUGCGGC